UGGGCAGCGUCGAUUGACGUCAUCGAUAGGCGGCCAAGAUGGUUGUCAAUGUUGAUAAGUGGUUUGGUUAUACGGCGGAGCGGCGACGAUAAACGACCGGACGGGGGUAUCAAGCGUGGUCGGCGUUAUGCCCGUCAAGUGAGAGCGAGAGCCCGUAUUGAUGAGAAUUCGCGCGUUGGGUUGGCCGUCGCGCGAGGAAUGGCAGCCUAUGGGGACGUGGAGAGCGUACGACGUACCCUGGACGUCGCGCAAACUAUGAUUAACUUCACCGCCGAUCAGCUCGACGAUUUGCGGACCCAAUGCUCCGUUACCGCGGAGCUGACCCAGCAGGAGAUAAGGAUGCUGGAGGGGAAAUUAAUAAAGUUAUACUGCAAACAACUUGUGGCAAAGGCCAGAUUGGCCAACCCGUUGCCGUCAGACAUAAUAGAAUAUCCAUCGUUACAACAAUGGUUGCGGGUAGUCGGUCUCACUCAGGAAUCAAUUCAGAUGGUUUGUUUCAAAGUUAAUACUCUUGAAGACCUGAGAGAGAAGUCUGAACAUGAAUUAAACAGUAUGUUAAAUAAAAAUUGUAUAUACUACAAGGAAGAAUGUCGUAGGCUUCGUAAAGCACUGAGUAAUUUAUGGCGAUACAUGGAUAUUCUAAUAAAAGGAGAUACGGAGAAUGAUUCAGAUUUAUACUGGGAUUCUUGGGACAGUUACCAUUUACGCAAGGAAAUUUGUUCUAAGCCAAUUCUAUCUCGUCAACGGUGUUCUAUUCCAUCAGAGAGUAGCAUUCCAUAUCAUAAUAACAACAAUGAUGUAUUACCAGCAGCUUCUGCAUCUUUGAUACUAAGUAGUCCUCCUUGUAUCUCUUCAUUACUAAAGCAAGAAC
This is a messenger RNA of Temnothorax curvispinosus, 871 nucleotides long. Its product is annotated as kinase suppressor of Ras 2-like. Lineage: Eukaryota; Metazoa; Arthropoda; Insecta; Hymenoptera; Formicidae. The annotation marks the transcript as partial. The transcript has 4 exons. The record is from RefSeq and is a predicted model, not a curated record.